GGCGCUUGGUGUGUGUUCGCUCGGUCUCAGGUUCCGCAGUGGUGCGUCGAGAACGAGAAGGUCUGAGAGGAGAAGAUGUCCGCGCCAGUCUUGGGAUAGGGUCCACUGUGGCCGCGUCCCCCCUCCUCUCCCGCCGUUCCCCGCCCCGUCCACAGUCCGAUGGCGGCGGCGGCGCUGAGGAACCUGCCGCAGGCCUGUGUGACCUUUGAAGACGUGGCCAUUUACUUCUCCCAGGAGGAGUGGGGGUUCCUUAAUGAGGCACAGAGGUUCCUGUACCAUGAUGUGAUGCUGGAGAACUUUGCACUUACAACAUCCCUGGAUUGUCAGUGUGGAGCAGAGGAUGAGGAGAUCCCUUCUGAGCAGAGUGUUUCUGGAGGAGAGACACAGGUCAGGACUUCUCAGUCAGUUCCAUCGACCCAGAAGACUCAUCCCUGUGAGAAGUGUAUCUCAGUCUUGAAAGACAUUUUGCAGCUGACUGAGCUCCAGGCAGCAUAUCUUGGGCAAAAACCAUACUUUGGUGGGGGGUCCAGCGGCUUCUGGUUGAAUGCAAGCCUUCACCAGUAUCAGGAGCAUGUAAAUGGAGAGAAAAACUUUAAAAUGGACAUAAACAGGGCCUCGAUUGUGACGAGCUGCAGACUCCAUGUGUCAGGUAAGCCCUUCCCCUGUGGGGAGGAUGGAAAAGACUUCCUAGCUACCUUGGGCCUUCAUCAGCAGCAGGCCACUCCCAACAGUGAGAAGCCACACAGCACCAUUGAGUCUGGGGAAGCCUUAAACAAUGGAAAAAGUCAUAACAAGUGGAGUGAAUGCAGGGAAGUUCUUGGCAACACUCAUAUACUUCACCACCAGAGAGUCUGCGCUGGAGAAGGUCUUGAUGAGUGUAGCAAAUGCAAAUACAGAUUUGUUCAGCACCAGCAAAUUCACGUUGGAAAAAGGCCUUAUGAGUGUAGUGAAUGUGGGAAAUUCUUUAGCCGUAAAACCCACCUCAUUCGACACUGGAGGGUUCACACAGGAGCAAAGCCUUAUGAGUGCAGUGAAUGUGAGAGGUCUUUUAGCCAGAAAUCUGACCUCAUUCAACACCAAAGAGUUCACACUGGAGAAAGGCCUUAUGAGUGCAGUGAAUGUGGAAGAUCUUUUAUCCAGAAAUCCAUCCUCAUUAAACACCAGAGAGUUCACACUAAUGAAAGACCUUAUAAAUGCGAUCAAUGUGGAAAAGCGUUUAGCCAAAGUGCUGGCCUCCUUCGACACAAGAGAUCUCACACUAGAGCAAGGCCUUAUGAGUGCAGUGAAUGUGGGAAAGCCUUUAACUGUAAAACCCACCUCAUUCGACACUGGAGAGCUCACACUGGAGUUAGGCCUUAUGAGUGCAAUGAAUGUGGAAAAUCUUUUAGUGAGAAAUCUGUCCUCAUUCAACACCGAAGAGUUCACACUGGAGAAAAGCCUUAUGAGUGCAGUGGAUGUGGGAAAGCCUUUAGCCAGAAAUCUGUCCUCAUUCAACACCAAAGAGUUCACACUGGAGAAAGGCCUUUUGAGUGCAGUGAAUGUAGGAAAGCCUUUAGCCAGAAAUCUGUCCUCAUUCAGCACCGGAGAGUUCACACAGGAGAAAGGCCUUAUGAGUGCGGUAAAUGUGGGAAAUCCUUUAGCCGCAAAACCCACCUCAUUCGACACCAGACGGUGCACACUGGAGCAAAACCUUUUGAUUGCAGUGAAUGUGGGAGAUCCUUUACUCAGAGCUCUGGUCUCCUUCGACACAAGAGAGCUCACGUGCAGUGAGGAUAGGAAAUCCUUUACCUGCAAAUCUGACGUCGGUCAACACCAAAGAGUUCACACUGGAAAAAGGUCUUGCACAUGCAGUGAAUGUGCUUUUUUGUUACUUAGCAUCAUUGUGUUGGAGGAAAGCCUCUGUGAGGAACCAUCUGCAUGAGUCGAAUCUCGCGUCAGGAUAUCCACAGACUAGGGAUUGAUUCACCAUAAAUUUCACGGUUGUGUGGGAAGCAUGUGUAACCUGCCCAAGGUCACUGCCAGUUUCUGUGGCAGAAAGUAUCUCACCUCUAGCAUCUGGCAGGCCCUCACAGUUGGCAUCAGUCACAAGCCUAGUAUGCUCAGAGCAACUGGCAUCUGUGCUGUCCCGUUUGUUGGAGGAAAUCCAGUGUGUGAGACUUCCAAUUCCUUCACACCAUUAUCAAUACCUGGUAAGGUUACUUUUUAAUUUUACCCUUUUAAAAUAAGUGUGUAGAGGUAAUCCAGUGGUUUUAAUUGCAUUUCCCUAAGGAUUUACAACGUUGAGCAUUAUUUCAUGUGUUUGCUGUAUAUCUUCUUUAGUAAGAUGUCUAUUCUUUGUCAUAUUUUCUAUUUUGUGAAUUUGGCUAUUUGCUUUUUAGUUAGAAUAAGACAGACAACAAAGACAUGUUGGUAUUCUACUUAUUCUUCAAUGAUGUGAGUGACUUCUUUGCUGCCUGGAAUAAUUGUUUUUGAAUACUGGAGGAAUAUUUUGUUAUUUUUUAUUUUUAUUUUUUUUUGAUGGAAUGCACAGUGUAUGGACACCUAUACCAAACAUUUAAGUUUUAUCAGCAUUAUUAACAUAUUCUCCAUCACUUUUCUAAGUGUAGACAUUCAAUAUACUGCAUUCAGUAAUACUAUAAAUCAAGCCUUGGUUUGUAGUGUUUGCCAGUUUCUUUGGUAUAAAUACCAUGAACAAUUUCAAACUACCAACCUGAUGUCACUGAAUAGAGUUGGGAAGAGUUGGCAGUAUCACACCAUUCUAAACAGAGAAAUGA
This is a messenger RNA of Kogia breviceps (pygmy sperm whale), 2774 nucleotides long. NCBI's taxonomy places the organism in Eukaryota, Metazoa, Chordata, Mammalia, Artiodactyla, Physeteridae. The record is from RefSeq and is a predicted model, not a curated record.